Messenger RNA from Durio zibethinus, 3055 nucleotides. RefSeq names its product peptidyl-prolyl cis-trans isomerase CYP63-like. Gene Ontology annotation, molecular function: cyclosporin A binding; peptidyl-prolyl cis-trans isomerase activity. NCBI's taxonomy places the organism in Eukaryota, Viridiplantae, Streptophyta, Magnoliopsida, Malvales, Malvaceae. The record is from RefSeq and is a predicted model, not a curated record. Gene Ontology annotation, biological process: protein folding; protein peptidyl-prolyl isomerization. Gene Ontology annotation, cellular component: cytoplasm.
AGCAAUCUUUUCUGUUAUAAGUUAAAACGUUUUAGUUAAAUUUCAAGCUUCUUUUCUCCUAAAAGAAGAAAAGAAAGAGUUUGAAUGUGAAAUUAGGGUUUAGGGUUUUGUGGUUUCCGUACGUUUGUUGUGAUGCGUUAAAUAAAUUCUCAAACGAGACAUUAUUUAGUCGUAAUUUAGACUCCUUUUAUAAAAACGUGGAUGCGAAUGCAUGUCAUAUUCGUAGAUUUCUAUGUAGGGCACGCAGCAUUGGUUUGUUUUAGAGAAUAUAGAUCGCUUGUAGCUUGCGAGGGUGUUUGGUGAAUUAAUCUGUGUUCCUUUUUGGCUGAGUAAUAAUUCAAAAACAGUUUUCUUGUUGGUACUUAGGAUGUGACUUGGAGUUUCCGCUUUAAAUUUUAAGGCUCCUUUUAACUCUGGGCAAUUUUAUUCGUAAAAUUAUUGAAAGAAUUGUGCUUGAAAGCUUGUGAAUGUGUGAUAUGCGAGAAUGAAGUAGUUUGAGGAGAGAUGAGUAAGAAAAAGAACCCUUUGGUAUUCUUAGAUGUUUCGAUUGGUGGAGAUCCAGUGGAAAGAAUUUUUAUUGAGCUUCUUGCAGAUGUUGUUCCUAAGACAGUUGAAAAUUUUCGGGCACUCUGUACAGGUGAAAAGGGCAUUGGCAAAUCUACUGGGAAACCCUUGCACUAUAAAGGAUCUUUUCUUCAUCGAAUAAUCAAAGGAUUCAUGGCCCAAGGUGGUGACUUUUCAAAGGGAAAUGGCACUGGUGGAGAAAGUAUUUAUGGAGGAAAGUUUGCUGAUGAGAAUUUUAAACUGGCUCAUGAUGGACCUGGUGUUCUCUCUAUGGCAAACAGUGGUCCAAACACAAAUGGGUCUCAAUUCUUUAUAACCUUCAAGCGCCAACCCCAUCUUGAUGGGAAGCAUGUUGUUUUCGGAAAGGUAGUUAAGGGAAUGGAUGUUUUGAAGAAAAUUGAGCUAUUUGGAACAGGUGAUGGAAAGCCUUCCCAACCUGUAAAAAUAUCAGACUGUGGUGAAACCUCUGAAAGUAAAAUUCAGGAUGCUGUUGGGAAAGCAAAAGGGAAAGGGAAGAAAUCAGGAAAAGCUCCUUCUUCAGACAGUUCUGAUGAGCAAGCUAGAGGAAGCAGAAUGUCUUUGAAGGAUAGAAGGAAAAAAAGAAAGAGGAGAUAUUCUUCAUCUGAUUCAUACACCUCUGACUCUGAUUCCGAUUCCUAUUCUUCAGAUUCAGAUUCAGAUUCUGAUGUCUCUGCAUCUGAGACAAGUCCCUCUAGUGAUGGAAGAAGACAUAGGAGAAGGAGGUUAGCAAAAAGAGACAAGCAUCAAAGGGGGAAAAAGCAGAAGAAUGGGCGAAGAGAGAGGAAAAAAGGUUGGCAAGAAAAAAGAUCAAAGCGCAAAUCCAAAUGGAGUUCAGAUAGUUCAACUGACAGUGAAAGUGAGAGUACAAGCACUAGCAGUGUCAGUGAUGAUGGAAAGGCUGGUUCUCGUCGCGUUUCUACUCGUAGCAAUCGUAUCUCCAAACUUGCUGAAAAUGAAUCUCUGCAGAAUAUUGAUGUGGAGAAACCUGUGCCAAGCCAACUUUCUGGAAAAGAUGGUAACGAAGGACUACAAAGGAAUAAGUUAAAGGUAGCUGAGGACAACUUACAUGAAGUAGGUGAAUUGUCAGCAAAAAGUGAUGAGCUUCCCAACAAUGGUCAUGGCAAUAAGGCUGCCAACCAACACAAUGAUGUAGAUGGUUCAGACAGAUCAAGAAGUGUAAGUCCAACCCGUAAACCGAGGCCAAACAACAGCCGUAGAAGCAGCCAAAGCAUGGGUCCUCCGAAGGAUGAUGUUAGAAGCCCUCCCAGGAAAUCUGGCAUGCCGAAUCAGGGUAGGACUUCACGUAGCUCAAUGAGUAGUCCUGCAAGGAAAGCCCCUGCAUCUAACCAAGGGCGUGUUUCCUCAAGAAGUCCAUCUCCAGGUGGCACGUCAAAGCGCGUAAGAAAAGGUCGUGGCUUCACCGACCGCUAUUCCUUUGCACGUCGAUACCGUACACCUUCUCCUGAGUGUUCCCCACCCAGAUCCUACCGAUAUGGUGGAAGAAACAUUCCAGAAAGAAACCAUGAUAGAUAUUCAAGUUAUAGAAAUCAUUCUGAUCAAUCAACCCGUAGACGUUAUAGAAGCCCGCCAAGAGACCGUAGUCCCCCCAGAUAUGAACGCAGAAGGAGUAGGAGCCUUUCUGGCAGCCCAGUUCGUUAUGAGGGAAGAUACAGAGAUCGUAGACAGAGGCAGAGUCCUAUUCGAAGUCCUAGUCCUAGAGAUAAACGACCUGCCAUAAGUGAGGGGUUAAAAUCUCGUCUUCGUCCUCAAAUUGAUGAUCAACGCUCCCCACACAAAGACAAAUCAGGGUUCAGGUCCUCUAGGUCAGGGAGUCGUGGGUCUUUACAUUCAAGAUCUCCUGGUAUCUCCCCACCAAUAGAUCGCCGCAGAAAUUCUCCGUCUCCUAACAUGUCAAAAUCAAGCUCACCCUCUGGACAGGGAGGAUUGGUGUCUUAUGGAGAUUAAAUCCAUGCCUCUCAUUUACAUUUAAUCCAUCAGGGUAAGAAGCAUAACUAGUUGCCUUGAUUGUGUUUGGUUUGCAACUCAAGUGGGAAGAGUUUGGGAGGGCAUACAAUUUUUAUGCAGUUAUCAACUUUGAGAUGUGAUUAGAUUGUCGAUUCGGGAUUGCAAAAUAGUUCAAGUUUUUGUUUGGCCAGCUACUUAAGACUUCUAUAGCUUAUCUGAAACAGCAAGAGACUCAUACUUGGCGUUACAUAUGCUAAGAAGGCUUCAAACUUUAGCAAUGCUUAUCUGCAGUGCAAUUGUUUUCUAUUGUGAUUUCCAGUGCCAGUGGCUGUCAAAGAUAGAACAGAAAUAGUCACUGUUUGGCAUGAUAACAUGAAUCUUGAUAAAGCUGCCUAUCAAUCCUGUUUGCACCAGAAAUUUUCCGACGGACGAUCCUUUCCACGAGCAGAAAUAAAGUACAUUGCAAACAAUUUAGAGCGACUAAGGUCUCAGUCCAAGGUCUCAU